GGCGAUUUUGUGCUUGUAGCGAGUAGCAGCAGGGAGAGCUCUGCUAGCUUAGCACUCGGCGGGGCGUUGCUAAAAUGAUUGCUAGACAGGCCCGAAGGGGGAAGAACGGGAAAAAUAAGCUAGUCUCCUACUAGCCUGCUACGGAACACGUCCUAGCACCGACCGGCGAGCCCCAUGGCCCAUGGGAUGGCCCUUCGCCCAUGGAUUGAUGGUGUGUUGAGUGUAGCGCGGGAUGGGUUCAAAUACCAGCUGCUUUCCCUCCCAUCUGCCCUCUUUUUUUCUCUCUCACCUCCUACCACUCUCAUCCCCAUCCUCCCCUGGUGACCAGUCGACGGCGCAGUGAGCUUUCAGCAAUCUCCCCUCCCUUCUGAGUGUGUGUAGUGUGAGUAUCGUCAACCCCCCGCCGCAAUGGCAGCAACAGAUCACCUUGGUGGCCUCAAUGGCGACAGCGAGAAAGAUGGUCAAUUCGCUCGCGGAACGCUGCAGAUGAACGACAACAACCUCGAUUCCGAGUACGGCGGUCUCGUGCGAUACAUCUCGCAGUACAAAGACGGUCGCCAACCCUCAAUCAUCUCCUCAAUCGCCGAUGAGAAGCCCAAGAAGAAGUACUUUUGGUCUUCUUCCAAGGGCGACCACGAGGCCGGUGUCUAUGAGACGCCGGACGACUGGCUCAUCACCGACUGGAAGGUCGGUCUAAGUGCGGCCGCUGUUGAACAGCGCCGAAGAAAAACUGGAUGGAAUGAAUUGACCUCGGAAGAGGCCAAUCUGUUUUUGCAAUUCUUGGGUUAUUUUAAGGGCCCAAUUCUCUAUGGUAAGCUAUGCUAUGCGACGCCCACCAGCGCAAUUCCAAGCAUGGACUAACACUACAUAGUUAUGGAACUGGCUGUUCUCCUCGCUGCAGGUCUCCGUGAUUGGGUCGAUCUUGGAGUGAUCGUUGGUAUCCUGAUGUUGAACGCUAUUGUUGGUUGGUACCAAGAAAAGCAAGCCGCUGAUGUCGUCGCCUCAUUGAAGGGUGACAUUGCUCUCAAGUGUUUGGUUGUUCGCGAUGGCGCUGAACAAGAAAUCCCUGCCCGUGAACUUGUCCCUGGUGAUAUCGUAAGUCAUUUCCCUCAAUGUCACUCAUAGGCGAUUCCUCGCUAACCCUGACCAGAUCAUCAUCGAGGAUGGAACUGUCGUCCCUGCCGAUUGCCGAAUUAUCUCUGCUUACGACAACCCCAACGGUUACCAAGAGUACCUCGCUGAACUCGAGGUACAACGUGGUGAAACCGAAGUUUUGGAAGAGGACGAAGAUGACCAUGGUGGAAAGCAUGGCUCCGGAUACGCUCUUCUCGCUAUUGAUCAAUCUGCCAUGACCGGAGAGUCCCUCGCUGUCGACAAGUACGUCGCAGACCCAGUCUACUACACAACCGGUUGCAAGCGUGGAAAGGCAUAUGCUUUGGUUACCCACUCCGCCAAAAUGUCCUUCGUCGGUCGCACUGCUUCUUUGGUUACUGGAGCCCAAGAUCAAGGUCACUUCAAAGCCAUCAUGAACUCUAUCGGCACAGCGCUCUUGGUCUUGGUCGUCUUUUGGAUUCUCAUUGCCUGGAUUGGUGGUUUCUUCCAUCACUUGAAGAUUGCCACUCCCGAGCACAGCUCUGUCAACUUACUCCACUACGCCCUCAUUCUCCUGAUCGUCGGUGUCCCCGUCGGUCUUCCCGUCGUUACCACUACUACCCUCGCUGUCGGUGCCGCCUACCUCGCCAAAGAAAAGGCCAUCGUACAAAAAUUGACUGCUAUUGAAUCCCUCGCCGUAAGUCACGCCAUUCCCUUUUCCUUUUUUCGCACGCAGGAGGAUCCAUACUGCGCAAUUUCAUUGGCCAAUGAAAUUUGGUGAAUGGAAGCGAGUUCUGUUAUCAUUUACCCCGCGCGCAACUUAACCCCCCGUUUUGAGACAUAGUUGGAGCUAGACUACUCGUGUCAUUUACAUACAUUGUCCGAUCAAAUGCUAACAAUGAAUUCCAGGGUGUUGACGUUCUCUGCUCCGAUAAGACUGGUACACUCACAGCCAAUCAACUUUCCAUCCGGGAACCUUUCGUUGCCGAGGGUGUCGAUGUCAACUGGAUGAUGGCCGUCGCUGCCUUGGCCUCUUCCCACAACGUCAAGUCCUUGGAUCCUAUCGACAAAGUCACCAUUCUCACUCUCAAGCGUUACCCAAAGGCAAAGGAGAUUCUCGGUCUCGGCUGGAAAACCAUCUCUUACACUCCUUUCGACCCUGUCUCCAAGCGUAUCACCACUGUCUGUAUCAAGGAUGGUGUCACUUUCACUUGCUGCAAGGGUGCCCCUAAAGCCAUCCUGAACAUGUCUCAAUGCUCCAAGGAAAUUGGUGAUAUGUACCGAGCCAAGACUACCGAAUUCGCCAGACGUGGUUUCCGUUCUCUCGGUGUCGCUGUCAAGGAAGGUAACGGAGAAUGGCAAUUGCUUGGAAUGUUGCCUAUGUUCGACCCUCCUCGUGAUGAUACCGCUGCCACUAUCGCUGAAGCCCAAGUUCUCGGUCUUUCCGUCAAGAUGCUUACUGGUGAUGCCAUUGCUAUCGCUAAGGAAACUUGCAAGAUGCUUGCCCUCGGUACCAAGGUUUACAACUCUGACCGUCUCAUCCACGGUGGUCUUACUGGAUCUACUGCACACGACCUUGUUGAGAAGGCUGAUGGUUUCGCUGAGGUUUUCCCUGAGCACAAGUACCAAGUCGUCGAGAUGUUGCAAGAACGUGGACAUCUUACUGCCAUGACUGGUGACGGUGUCAACGAUGCUCCUUCUCUCAAGAAAUCUGACUGUGGUAUUGCCGUCGAAGGUGCCACUGAAGCCGCCCAAGCUGCCGCCGAUAUUGUCUUCCUCGCCCCUGGUCUUAACACCAUUGUCUCUGCCAUCAAGAUCGCUCGUCAAAUCUUCCAACGUAUGAAGGCAUACAUUCAAUACCGUAUCGCUCUCUGUCUCCAUCUCGAAAUCUACCUCGUCACCUCCAUGGUUAUCAUCAACGAGACCAUCCGUGUCGACCUCAUCGUCUUCCUCGCCUUGUUCGCCGAUUUGGCCACCAUUGCCGUAGCCUACGACAACGCCCACUACGAACAACGUCCCGUUGAAUGGCAACUUCCCAAAAUCUGGAUCAUUUCCGUCAUCCUCGGUAUACUUCUUGCCAUCGGUACCUGGGUUCUACGUGGUGCAAUCUUCAUGCCAGAGGGUGGUAUCAUUCAACUCUACGGUAGUAUCCAGGGUAUGCUUUUCUUGCAAGUAUCCCUCACUGAGAACUGGCUCAUUUUCGUCACUCGUGGUUCCCGCACCUGGCCAUCGUGGCAAUUGGUUAUCGCCAUCUUUCUGGUCGACGUCCUCUCCACCCUCUUCUGUGUCUUCGGUUGGCUUUGUGGUGGCGAGGGUGAGCCAUCCAGCCCAGCAACUCAAAACGUCCGCUUGUCCGUCAACGGUGAUACCGAUAUCAUUACCGUCGUUGUUGUCUGGUGUUACUCCAUUGGUGUUACCAUUGUCAUUGCCAUCGUCUACUUCCUUUUGGAGAAGAUGACUUGGCUCGACAACCUUGGACGUGCCAAGCGCAACCUUGCCGACACCAAGAUGGAGAACAUCAUUGGUCACAUGUCUAAGCUUGCUCUUCAACACGAGAGAGAUGAGGCUGGCAACGACAGAUGGGGUAUUGUCACCCGUGCUGUUGAGACUGAAGAUGAUUAUUAGAGAGAUCUAUCAGUUUUCUGAUUUGUUUUACCACGGCAGUAUAUAUAUAUAUACUAGACAACACCUAGAAUGCAUGUCUAGUGGCGUUUUGAUUUCUAUUGGUUUUACGAGGAUAUGGUGGCGUAAUGUGUGAUGCGUUCUGACUUUAUCUGUCUCCCUCUCCACCUUCCUGGGCUCUUGGAUGGUUUUUUGGACGAGUGGAAAUUUCCCUUUUCAUGUACAUGUUGAGGACAGAAUUUUCUUGGUCCUUGUUUUGGUUUGCUUGCCAUUGUAAUUUGUUAGACUUAGUUUUUACAUUGUUGGAUACGACAGAUGGGGUCUGUGGGAUGAUAGAUGAUGCAGAGGAUGAUAGAAUCGGUUUGGUCGUGAUACCAUGAAAAGCCUUGGCUAUAUAGUUCUUACUAGGAUAGCAGAAAAUUUUCUUAUGUUUACCAAUUAAUUAUGCCUUUCCUC
This is a messenger RNA of Hymenoscyphus albidus, 4170 nucleotides long. The record is from the annotation of a GenBank genome assembly. Lineage: Eukaryota; Fungi; Ascomycota; Leotiomycetes; Helotiales; Helotiaceae.